This is a messenger RNA of Rosa chinensis, 1256 nucleotides long. RefSeq names its product protein SRG1. The transcript has 4 exons. Lineage: Eukaryota; Viridiplantae; Streptophyta; Magnoliopsida; Rosales; Rosaceae. The record is from RefSeq and is a predicted model, not a curated record. The coding region runs from base 21 to 1088 and encodes 355 amino acids.
UGAAAGAAAGAACAGAAGAAAUGGAAUCAAACUCAGCCCUUUAUGCCCCAUGUCCCUCACUACCAAAUGUUCAAGAAAUGGUGAGGACUGACCCUUUUCAGGUACCUGAAAAAUACAUCAGGAAUGAAACAGACAUUACAAAAGAUGCAGGUUUGUGUCCUCAUCUUUCUUCUGAGGUUCCCAUCAUUGAUCUUUCACUGCUCUCAAAAGGGCACAAAGAGGAGCUCACCAAGCUAGACCAGGCUUGCAAGGAAUGGGGUUUCUUUCAGGUGGUAAAUCACGGAGUGGCGACAGAAGUAACCAAGAGCUUGAAAGAAGCGGCGGAGAAGUUCUUUGAACUUCCAUUAGAAGAGAAGAACAGAAUUGCUAUGCCAUCAAAUGACAUACAAGGCUAUGGCCAUACCAAUGUGGAUCAGAAGGUGCUGGAUUGGUCCGACAAACUUGUUCUUGUCGUUUACCCACACCAGUACAGAAAGCUCGAUGUUUGGCCGCCCACUCCAUUCAAGGAGGCUAUUGAGACAUACUCUAGUGAAGUUAGAAGGGUUGGAGAGGAGCUUCUCAGGUCUCUAUCGUUAAUCAUGGGGAUGGAGAAGGAUGCUGUUCUCGGACUACAUCAAGAGUUGGUCCAACCUCUGUCUGUAGCCUACUAUCCUCAGUGCUCAAUGCCUGAGAAAGUACUUGGUCUAAGUGCACACUCAGACAAAGGGAGCUUAGCCAUAGUUAUGCAAGAAGAUGAUGUAAUGGGACUACAAAUCAAACACAACGGAAAAUGGGUACCAAUCAAGCCCAUUCACGAUGCCUUCACUGUGAAUGUUGGAGAUAUUAUUGAGAUAUGGAGUAAUGGGAAGUACAAGAGCAUUGAACAUAGAGUUGUAACAAACGAAAGCAGGGCGAGGAUCUCUUAUUCAACUUUUUGUUUACCACAUCAAAAUGCAGAAAUUGAACCCCUGGAUCAAAUGAUUCUUGCGUCACCGGGGUCUUUUCCGUUGUACAAGAAAGUCACUUAUGGGGAUUAUCUGAGGGAAACCAAGAAGAUGAAAUCUGAAGGGAAGGCACAUGUCGUUGAAGUUGCCAAGAUUGUAAGUUGAAGCAGCAGCAGAAAACAGAGAAAUAAAAUAUCUCAAAUCUUGAUCCAUGACAAUGUAGUCGGAUUGUCGUUAAUAUGACAAGUAUGUCGUUUCAUUGAACUGUAUGAAUAAAAUGGACAUUAUCAUUUGUUCAAUCAAGCAUUCAACAACUUGUCAAUCUAUUUUCAG